Messenger RNA from Struthio camelus australis, 7906 nucleotides. Lineage: Eukaryota; Metazoa; Chordata; Aves; Struthioniformes; Struthionidae. The record is from RefSeq and is a predicted model, not a curated record.
AGAAAAGACGGAGUGCUUGAUUUAUCCACUAAGAAGAGUCCUUGUGCCGGCAGCACCUCUCUAAGUCAUUCUCCAGGGUGCUCCAGUACUCCAGGGAAUGGUGAGGAUGCAGCAGAGACAAUAGCAAUAGACUCUAACAAUCAGCCGAAGUCUCCACUGGAAAAGUUUAUGGUCAGACUGUGUACGCAUCACCAGAAGCAAUUCAUUCGUGUGCUAAACGACAUAUACACUGAAGUACAACCAGAUUCUGAAGGCCAGCAGUUGCCUGAAUCUGAAAGCAUGGAGGCCUCUACUUGUAGCUCUGGUUGUAGCCAGCGAAGCACUGAAAAUCAGGAUAAGGGUGCUACUUGUACUGAAUUAAAGCCCCCUUCUUCCUCAGACCCAGGGCAGUCAGGGUCUGAAGGCACCCUGCGUGUUACAGGACAAAGCCUGAAGCAGCCUACAGAGCUGAAGUCUAUGGACAGAGCAGAGAGCUCCAGUCCUGCUUUGAAAAGAGACUUCUCUGAAAUCCCCGUUACUAGACUUAGCUCUGCUAGUCCAAAGGAUAGUUUCACCCAAGGAUACCUCAGCACGUUGAACUCUUCCUCUUUGAAUUUCCAUCAUGCCGCAAAGAACCUGGAAGGACAAGCCGCUGGACGCGAGCAGGAAACUGGUGUCAAAAAGUGUGAGGACAAUAAAGAGCAGGUAGCAGGUAAGACUCUAGUGGAAGGCUAUAUCUCUGUCAAAGUGGCAAAUGUGAAUGGCAGUGAGGACAGCUUAGACAGCUGUCUGGGGUCCCAAAAGAACUCUUUCAAAGCUUUACCCGAAGAGUCCUGGGAUUCUGGCUUUACGGUAAACUCUCCUCGCAGAGCUGACAAAGAGAACGCUUUGCAGUGCAGCUCGAAAGCAUCUUUGCACCAGGACUUUGACGCAAAAGAACCAGAUGCGAGACCAAAGCAAGAAAACCACCUGCACGCCGCGGCCAAGGGCAAGGCAGGCUGCCACCUGCACCCGGGCGACAAGGCGUCGGGGCUGAGGAUAAACGACUACGACAACCAGUGCGACGUCGUCUACAUCAGCCAGCCCAUCACUGAGUGCCACUUUGAGAGCCAGCGGUCGGUGGCGUCCCGCAAGACGGCGAGGAAGAGCACGCGAGGUUAUUAUUUCAACGGGGAGUGCUGCGAGCUCCCAACUGUCCGCACUCUGGUUAAAAGCUCCCGGGCGGAGGAAAGAGGGAACAGCCCGGCACUGAGAACAGAAACGCUAGUAAGCACUAAGCCGACUCUGGUGCUCUCGGGGGGUGGGUCUUUGGGAGCAGGAAGGGAAGGUGAGAAAAGGGUUUCUCUUAGGCUCCUGGCUAAAGGGGCACCGUCCAGCAGAGAAACUAGAGAGAGAGCAGAUUUGGGCUCUGCUGAACGCGAUCCUCGGGAUACCUGGGCACUGAGGUCAAGGGAAGCUGCUAUCGCUGUGCCCCUGUUCUCUCUCUCUGCUCCACCUAGUCCUCAGAAAGAGGAUGACCCAGCCAGCUCGCAGCCCCCAAGCCCUCCUCCCACUGAAAAAGGAGAGACAAGAGCUGGAGGCACUGUUUCCUGGCAGGCUGGCGGCAGGCUGGAUUCCCCUGGGGACGGCGGGCCCAAAGAUAGCAGUGGCACGCAGGCAACAGAUUUUACAGCCCUUCCUGUCUCGGAAGCACCCAGCAGGGAGGAAGGUUCCCCCGGUUCAGAAAUACAAACUAUUCCAGACCUUCCUGCCAGCCCGGAGCCAAGGUCUCCCUUGCAGCCCUCUGCUGCUGUGGACACCACACCUCUGGCCCGCAUUGCUAUGGGAGAUCCUGCUGAGCUUCCAGGCACUGGAGAGGUGGAGCCCUCCGAGGUGCAUCCUGCAGAGCCUUCUCCGUGCUCUUUGGACUUGCAAAUUCCCGAUGAGCCUCCUGCCACUGUGGAUGUGGAGAGUCCCCGAGAGCCCCCUGCCACCUCUCAGUGUGCGGAUAUGAACAAAAGCAUCGAUGCUAAACCAGAAGCCGAACCAUCAGGCAUGCUGGGUGACAGCUCACUUGGGCAAGAGGAGGCUGUGCCAGCUAACACAGGCCUCCCUGAAAUGUUGGAAGGGGAGACAGCGCAGAAUAACAGUCUGCCAUGUGAGAAAGAGCUUGUUGAAGGUGAAAUGCUGCCUGAACCUGAAGGCUCAGAAACAGCAGGGAAGGAGUCGGUCUCUUCCAAAGAGAGUCAAGACAAGAAGCGAAAGAAAGGGAGGAGAGUGCUUGAGGCAUCGGACCGGCGUCUCCGAAGCCAGCAAUCCCAGCCACCCGUGGAGGGCAGUGCUGAGGAGGCUGCUGCUUCGAGCUCUGUGCAGCUUCCCUGCCUUCAGAUCAAACUCUCCAAGAGUCCUGGUGCUAAGCGGUUUAAGAGAGAAGUGCAGCUGGAUGAGGUAGCAUCCAUGCACUUCCCAAAUGACUGCUUUCAUAAAACGCUGCUCAAGAACAGUGAGGGGCCGAUUGCCAGCCAGGCUCCACAGAGCAUCCCUGAGCAGCUGCCAGGUGAGGAGAACGGUGUCAUUACUAGACAAACCUAUAAAAACAUCCUAGCAAAAGAGACUGCAGCAGAGGGAGAAAAUUCUUCGAAAGAUGACCUCCCUGCUAAAGGCAGCCAAAAUCAGGCAGGUGAGAUGCUGGAAAUCUGUGUCCAGACUGAUUCUGAGAAGAGAAGCAUUCUCUUCCCUCAGGAAAGCAGCGUGGCUGCGAACGAUGCGGAGCAAGUGGAUGUGAAGGCAGGUGAUGGCAAUGCAAAGGAGGAGGAUGAGGAGAGCGCUGACAGUGCCAUGGACACAGGAAAGCUUGAGAAUUUCGAGCCAGUGACCAAUUCACCUCCAUGUCCCAGCAGUAGAGGUGGAAGCAAGCAUGUUCCCGCAAAGGCCGUGAAGCAUAAAAAGGUAGCCCUGCAAUUUUAUAACUUAAGACACACACCUGCAUCUGUAGACACUGCAAAAAAGAACACGACAGGGAAAGAAUCUAUGCAAGCAAUCCCCAAAACGAGGGACGAAUGCAGUUCAGGGAACGACGACUCCCCGGCGUUGGAGGAUAUAGACACAGCUGACAGCAAACCAAAGUUCAUGGAGUGGUGUGCUGAAGAGGAGAACCAGGAGCUCAUUGCUGAGUUCAAUGCCCAGUACAUGAAAGUUCAGAAAGGCUGGAUUCAGCUGGAAAAGGAAGUGCAACCGACUCCCAAGGUGAAGAACAAAGCUGACAAACUGAAAGAGAUUUGGAAAAGCAAGAAAAGGACACGGAAAAGUAGAGGGUCACUGGAAGUUCAGAAGCUUUCUCCUGUCCAGAUGUUGUUUAUGAAGGCCUUUAAGCUGUCUGACAUCUGCCAGUGGUUCCUGGAGACAACUGAAACCAGGUCUCUAGUGAUUGUGAAGAAACUCAACACCCGUCUCCCAGGGGAGAUCCCCCCCAUCAAAGUCCCCCUGCAGAAGUAUUCCUCUUCCAGUCUUUAUCCCAGCUCACUGCAAGCUGAACGUUUGAAAAAGCAUCUCAAGAAAUUUGCUGCAACCACCCCAGCUCGAAAUAACCUGAAGAACCAAAAGUUGUGGGCCAAAAUUCGAGAGAACGCUGAAAAAGCAGAGGCUGAAGAAACCACUGGUCCCAACCAGACACCUCCCUCCGAAACCAGCUCUGAAGAAGUGAGCGAAGACAAAAACGUUCAGUCCACUCCAAGUUUGCCCACGCAGGCAAGCACGAGGAUCCUGCGGAAAUACUCUAAUCUGCGGGGGAAACUCCGAGCCCAGCAUCGCCUGAUUAAGGCAGAGAAGAAGAGCGAUGGCCCAGGUGACCACCCUUCUGUGGAGAGCAAGCAAAGCCGGAAGAGUGUGUGCAUCAACCCACUGAUGUCUCCAAAGCUGGCCUUGCAGAUCAAAGCAGAUGCAUUUCCUGCUAAAUCUCCGUCCGUAGAAGGGCCGGGAAAGGGGCGGAAAGGAAAGAGCAAGUCCCAGGAGGACCCCUCGCCCAAAGCCGACCUGCAGCUCAGCAGAAAGAAGAGAACCCUGAAGGAGAGCGGGAGCGCACAGGAGCGGACAGGCUCCUCCAGUAAAGACAAGCUGCCUGCCAAGAAGGCCAGUAAAAUAAAGCAUUUGGAGGUCAGCACAAAAGCUCCUGCAACCAGAAAGCAAGCUGCCAUGGAGAGAAGCAAUAAGCUUGCUAAAAAGAUGUCUUUGAAAGAGAAGAGAGCCCCAAAAAGGCAGCUUGAGAAAGUGCGGCUCCCCAUGCGGAAGGGCAAGGAGAACACGAGCCGACGGGCCGUGCUGCCCCCCAGCCACGAGGAGCUGGCCAAGUCUCCAAAGCAGAAGCCCCUGGGGGAGUCCUCGACGCGGUCACAAAAGCUGGCCAACAAGAAGCCCAGCAGUGGGAAAACCCUGACGAGGUCCAUGAAGAAGUUGCAGGAGAGCAGCGGGGCACAGGGCAAGAGGAAGCUGAGGGCAAAAGUUGACUGUUCGCACAGCAAGCGCUCGCGACUGGAUGCGAAAUAGCCAAGAACCGGUAGCCAUGUACAAAACUGUUGUAUAGUAGUAACCCUUUACCAUGCAUUAACUAAAGCUGCUUUUAUAAGCUGUAGCAAGCCUUUAAAAAUCCGCAGUUAAAGGAUAACGCCCGUGAUUUUAGGCAUCGGAAGAUGUGUCUCGGACAGAGGAGAGGGCAGCCUGUCUGUCUCUGCUGUUCAGAAGGCAGUUUCUGCAGUUUGAGUGUUCCUUGGAUUUUUAAACUUGGAACCAGGCAGUUUUAGUUAAAAGUACAGUGCCUUAUUUAUCACUUUGAAAAUAAAAAUAAGAAGCUCGUCUGUGUGAUUUGGAGGCUUGCAUUUUAUACUUGAGGCACAAGCACUUGUACUGUAGCAGAAAGAAAACCACCUUUGUGCACAUGAAGUAGCUUUCGGCAGCCUUUAAGUGCACGCAAACAUGUCCCUUUCCUUCAGAGUCCUAAUUCUGUCUGUCUUAUUAGUGGCAUUUAAAGCAAAACCAAAACCAUUUUCCAUCAGUGAGGGAGAGAAAGGUGAAUCUGCCAUUUGUCGGUUCGUUAGUAGCAGCUGCUGGUGUCCCAUACUGUUACCUGCAAAAAAGUAUUAACUAGCUACUCGUGUGUGUACUUCUGAUCACUCUCUUGCUCUCCCGUUGCACAGGCCUUGAGGUGGGGUGAUGCGGGUCAAACUGAAAAGGCAAAGGAGAUGCUGCGCGGGUUCUGGGCGCUGGUCUGUCGCAUCCGCUGCCGCUGGGCAGGCGUGCUGGGCUGCGUUCAUCCUCACUUCUGCUGGCGACGGGGAUGAAUCGGUCCCGUUAUGCCUUGGCUUUGGACAGAACUCCUCCCAUCCAUGUUUAGCUGCGCUGGUGUUGAUUUCUGUCGUCUCUGACAGCAAAGUGGUUUCAUCAGCUCUUUGCUAAAGAUUCAGUCUUUUGCUUUCGACGGGCCUGGCGUCCUUCUGCAAUUCGUGCUCUCCGCAGAUGGGGGUCCCGGCCCGCGCGGUGUGUCCUUGUGCACUUGUUGCGUAGCGCCCUCCUAGGCCAAGGUUCUCCGUGUUUGGAUUGAUGCUGAGAUAACGGUCCGAUUAAUAUUUUUUUUGUUUGUUUAAUAUAAUUUCCCUUUCACCUUCUACUGACAAGGUGCGGUUGUUUUGUCCUUGUUUCAUCUCAGUGCUGUGGAGUCUAAAGCGGGGAGUCUAGCCAGGCCUUUGCUCAGCUCUGCCUUUCAACAGCACCCUUGCAGGUCUCCCGCGCAAGCCUGCACCGCACAUCUAAAAGUCAGCCAGGAGUCUGUAGUGGAGGAACAGGGUAGCUGAAGCCUAGCAUCUCGGAGGAAAACUUGUAAGAAAGGCAGAGCCCCACGUUCCCACGGCACGUGGCUGCGCUGGCGCUCACAGGGAAAGACGGUCGGCAGCUGGAAGCGACCGCUUCGGUUUCCGCUCGGUGCCAACGCACGGCCAGCCAUUUCAUUUCCGUGACUUCACUUUUGAGUCGCUGCACAAAGUCUGUUGGCCUGAAUCCUAAAGUGAAACCUCCUUCCUUUCAGGAGGCACAGCACCUGAGCGGUGCGGGUGCUGACCUUCAACGGCCGCCUUCUGGCGAGGCAGUCCUUGCUCCGAGCCCUGAACCAGCUCUGUGCAAGCUUUCCGGGCAGGUCGCUGCGUUCAGGGAAGAGCUUUGUGGGGCUGGAGGCCAGAGAGGGCUCGGCUGCAAAGGGAAUCACUUUGCACAGUUAGUAUCGCACUCCCACAGCCUGUGGACUGGCGGUGGGAAGCAGAUCAUUGUCUUUAAAUCUUCCCUCGUACUCACUCAGUACAGAGGAUGAAACAAAGCGUUUGAGGUUUGCACAUGCCUCGCAGAGCACCUCCGGCUCUCUCGCAGAGAUCAGGUAUUCCCUUCCCCCAGUGCUGAUGUGCACGAGUCUGCGGCACGUUUUUCUGUUACUAUGAAAUGGCUGAUUUAAAAAAAAAAAAAAUCCUUUACCUUUCCUUUGAAUCAUGCUAGAAUAAGUUAACUCUCUGAACAGCUAUGAAGUGAUUAAAUCUAGCUUGUCAGUCCCUGUACAGAUUAAUAUGAAGUUAUCUAUUACUUUAAUUUUUACUGCAUGUAUUAAAUAUGUCAAACAUUCCAUCAGAAAAGAUUUAAAAGCAUUUUGGGAGAGAUGUGAGGAAGGAGGGCGCUGAUUGCAGUUAAAUGAUGGAUCUAUACCUUUCUUACAGGUUUUAUUUUCCACUUGCUUCUUCUCUACCUGAAUUUGCAGUCCUCCUGUUUCCUUGCCGUAGGGCAGCCCCUAUGGUCUCGAAGAGCGUGUGCUGGGCUGCGGAGAGAUGCAGCUGCAGAAUUGUUCAGGCAUUCAGGAGCUUUCCUUGAGACUUUCUCUCUCUUUCUCGCUCUCUUAAAUUUUUCACAAAGUUCUGCUGGUAAAUAUGGGCUGGUCUGCUUUCCAUCUCGUGUGCUUCUGGGGGCAAUAGCCUCAUUGGGAUAAAACUGCUACAAAGCGAGUCGGAAGAGGCUUUCUGGAUGUGGUGCUGCAGGCCAAGGGCUCGCUGCCUCCCUGGCCCUGGGCUCUUGGAGAGCAUGAAGUGUUUGGUGCUAGCAGGGCAGAGGCCUGAGACAGCAGGCUUCACACCAGUGCAGGACUGGUGCUGGAGUGUCCCAGCGUGUCUCCCACUUUUGCACUACUCACAAGUUUGGUACCCACUGCCUGGUCUAGAAGUUGGUGGGAUCGACUUGCCAAGCUUCCCAGCAGUGUGGCAGCCAGGCCUCAACUCCAGAGAGGAAUGGCCAGGACCUGUCAUGGGAAGAAGUCAAGAGAUGUUGAAAGGAAAUCCAUAUUCUUCCCACCCCUCUGAACUUGUCAUUUUGUUCUGCAGUUUUCUAUCAUCUUGCUGUGGUUUGGCUUAGUUUGGUGGAGCCUCCCUGCGCAGGAGGCAGGUCCUGGUCGGACUAAGCCCUAUCAGUGGGUGCUGCAGGACUCACGGGGCUCCGGGGGGAGCGAGGUGGCCUGGGCUGGCUCUGGCUCUGCCGGGCAGGGUGCAGGUCUGAGGCUCAAAGCGCGUGCAGCUUAUCCCGGGUCCCGCUCACCUUGAACCAGCAACCGUGUCCUUCCCUGGGGGAUGUCAGAGGUGUUCAGCAAGCCUUGGCUCUCCCACGUUAUAUCCAAUGUGUCCUGUUCAAAGAGUAACGCUCAUAAAAUCUGUGCAAAGAUGCUACUGACUUUUUAUGGGAGCUGGGCUCUGCCUGGUAGGUGUAAAUCUGAAUUUCUGUACCUUUUAAUAAGGAGGUGUAGAGGUGUGUGUUUUGUGUGAGGAUGGGGAGGAAAUGGGAGUUCUGGCUUGGGCUGGGCUGAGCCUUGUGGAUUGUUGUUAUUUUUUUCCUCAGAAAGCAAGGGAGGAGGAAACAAGUAAUUCUGAGGGUUGUU